This is a messenger RNA of Malus domestica (apple), 987 nucleotides long. Lineage: Eukaryota; Viridiplantae; Streptophyta; Magnoliopsida; Rosales; Rosaceae. The record is from RefSeq and is a predicted model, not a curated record.
AUUGUUGCCUUGUAGGAUCCAUGCAGACAGCAGUGGGUGUUUUUGGGGGUGAAGCAUACACAGACGGGAUAGAUGUACCUCCUCUAAUGGUUGCAAAUGCUGGAAACAGUGACCAUCCUGCAAUUUCAAGUCUAAACUCCCCACCAUUUAUAGCAGUGGAGCUUUGCCGGGAACAUUUGGGUGUUCAUCCAUGUGACCAAAGGAGAAGCAUUAGCGAGUAUCGGCCUCUUUUUCCUGCAAUUGAUUUUUCACUGAUAGAGAAUGAGGAUGACAUCUUGUGGACGCCUGACGUUAGAGAGUUAAAUGAAGAAGUGGCAGCUAGGGGACUGAAGUUUUUGAACUGGUUGUGGACUCGUAAAGAGAAAGACAUUGCAAUUGUUUCGCACAGUGGAUUCUUGUUUCAUACCUUGAGUGCUUUUGGAAAUGAUUGCCAUCCGUCUAUCAAGAGCGAAAUAUGCACUCACUUUGCUAAUUGUGAGCUUCGUUCAGUGGUAAUUGUCGAUAGGAGUUUGAUGGGGUCUGAUUCUUCAACAACUAAUUAUCCUGGGAAGAUACCUCGGCGGGCCUGAUCUUCCUAGUGACGUUGCCGAUGAGAAGCAUUCGGAGAAGGAUGCUUCCAAGUAAUUAUAGCCAGUCCAUGAUGCUGGAUGGAUAGUCUUACAUAAGUAAUAUGAUUCUUCUGAAGCCCUGAUUUUUCCGGGGCUGGUGGCUCAUUUUUACACCGGAGACGGAAAUUUAGUCGUUUUAAAAGGUUCGGGAUAGACUCGGAUAGUCUCGGGCUAACCCGAAUAUUGUUGAUUGUUUUACAAGUUACUUGUUUUUUAGAUCACACUUUUGUCUUCCUCGUCACAUAGACACAAAUAGCAGACGUUCUUUGAUUGGAACAUACUUAUUUGUUAAUGUCUUAAGCGAUAGCUUGAAGGGCAAGGUUUAUAGUAUGCCCCAAUGAAACUUGACAAGGUGAAUACUUACGAGAACAUUUGAUAA